Molecule: messenger RNA, 3990 nt
Organism: Sebastes umbrosus (honeycomb rockfish)
Lineage: Eukaryota; Metazoa; Chordata; Actinopteri; Perciformes; Sebastidae
Gene: wnt5b
Product: wingless-type MMTV integration site family, member 5b
Exons: 10
Coding region: 1365-2480 (371 amino acids)
Biological process (GO): multicellular organism development; neuron differentiation; canonical Wnt signaling pathway
Cellular component (GO): extracellular region
Molecular function (GO): cytokine activity; frizzled binding
Source: RefSeq, a predicted model, not a curated record
UAGCAAGCAGGUAACAUAAUGCAGAAAAUGCAAAGGCAGGAAAAAGAUGAGGCCGUUGGGAAUAUUAUCAUUUUCCUCAGACAUAUUCUGAAAUUACAAAACAAUACAGGACUAAAAUGACAUUAGUCAUUAUGCCUUUAUGCAUUAUGUUACCUGCUUGCUAGCUUGCUAAACUGUUAGCCUCUGUAACGUUAAUAUUGCCGUUGCUUAGCAGCAGUGUUCUCACGAGUUAACCUGUUGUAAAUACCAGCUCAGGAGUUUCACUUGAACGCACCAUGACUAAUGUACCUGUAGUCAGCUGUACAGUUGUCAGGAUGGCCGAGCGGUCUAAGGCGCCAGACUCAAGGUUCACUCCUUCCUGAGCAAAGGGACUUCUGGUCUCCAAAUGGAGGCGCGGGUUCAAAUCCCGCUUCUGACAGACUUUUUCUCCGUGUCAUUUCUCUCCUCCUAUGUGAAGCUUUCUCUCUCUCUCUGUCUCCACCGGUGGGCAGGCGAGCAGUUUCCAGAGCAGAGGAGAGUCGUCACACAGGAGAGUGAACUUUCUUUUGUUUCACUCCAAACUCGUGUUUCUCGACGCGUAAAAACUUUUGGAGAGCACCCUUCCUCACUCCUCCUCCUCCCCCUCCUCCUCCUUUUUCCUUGCAUGCGUGCGUAAUUAGCUGGAGAGCUUGGAGUUUGGAAACUUGUGAUGUCCGUGAAGAAAUCUCACUUUGUUUCUGACACCUGUUGCUGAGGACACUGCGCACAACAACGAGGAGGUUUCUGACUUUAUUUCCACAUUUCUACUGGACAAAUUGGGACUUUUUGGGCACUUACACUCCCAUAUAUCGACUUUUUUGUGGCAUAUCUGUGAAGGUGACCGAGCAGAGAAGUGAAGGACAUUUAAGUGACACCUGGAAGAGUUUGCUCUCUGCAGCAGGCUGCUGUGGGAUCUCCAUAAAAAACACCGACCUGUCUGUAGCUUCCCAGCCGGACAGAGAGUCACUUUUUCGGACUAGAGAGCUUCGGAUGGUCGGGAGGAGAAACUUUUCCUGGAGAGCUGAGCAACAACUGGAUCCAAGCACAGCAGAGCAGGUUGGGUGCUGACCAUAGCAGACUUCAGGACAGAGGUGCUUUUUCCUCUGCUCCUCCCCCCUCUUUUCUCCGACUGUUCCAGCUGUAAACCCAAUAAUAUGACAGGGGAGCCGUUUGCUGAAGCCAGUGGAGUGUGGCAGAGUGGCUGAGAAAGAGUAGAGGAGAAAGAGAGAGAGAGAGAGGAAGAGCUGAUGAGAAACAUAGCGGCAGAGCGAUAGGAGGAGAGAGGCAACAGUGAUCAGCAGAGCACUUUCCUGAGCUCCGGCUGUGUGUCGGUGACGCGGCGGACCAUGGACACCAGGCCUGUCCGGAGGAAGCGACACGGUGCCGGGCGACAUCUGCUGCUGGCAGCCGCCUUCCUCGCCUGCAGCGCCCAGGUGCUGGUGGUGGAUGCCAACUCAUGGUGGUCACUAGCUCUGACCCCGAUCCAGCGGCCGGAGAUGUACAUCAUUGGAGCUCAGCCUCUCUGCAGUCAGCUGUCUGGUCUCUCCCAGGGCCAGAGGAAGCUGUGCCAGCUGUACCAGGACCACAUGGUCUACAUCGGAGACGGAGCCAAGACGGGCAUCAAGGAGUGUCAGUUCCAGUUCAGACAGAGGAGGUGGAACUGCAGCACUGUGGACAACACGUCGGUGUUUGGACGGGUCAUGCAGAUCGGCUCGAGGGAAACAGCCUUCACUUACGCCAUCAGCGCGGCCGGCGUGGUCAACGCCAUCAGCCGGGCGUGCCGCGAGGGUGAGCUCUCCACCUGCGGCUGCAGCCGCGCCUCUCGACCCCGCGACCUGCCGCGCGACUGGCUGUGGGGCGGCUGCGGCGACAACGUGCACUACGGCUACCGAUUCGCCCGGGAGUUCGUGGACGCUAGGGAGAGAGAGAAGAACUACCCGCGCGGUUCUGCCGAGCACGCCCGAACGCUGAUGAACCUGCAGAACAACGAAGCAGGGAGACAGGCGGCCUAUAACCUCGCAAACGUGGCCUGUAAGUGUCACGGCGUCUCCGGUUCCUGCAGCCUGAAGACCUGUUGGCUCCAGCUGGCCGACUUCAGACGCGUCGGCGAGUUCCUGAAGGAGAAGUACGACAGCGCGGCUGCCAUGCGCAUCGGACGCAAGGGCAAGCUGGAGCUGGUGGACAAACGCUUCAACACCCCGACACCGGAGGAUCUGACCUACAUCGACACCAGCCCCGACUACUGCCUCCGCAACGAGACCACGGGCUCGCUGGGCACGCUGGGCCGCCUCUGCAACAAGACCUCGGAGGGCAUGGACGGCUGCGAGCUCAUGUGCUGCGGCCGAGGGUACGACCAGUUCAAGACCUACAAGCACGAGCGCUGCCACUGCAAGUUCCACUGGUGCUGCUACGUCAAGUGCAAGCGCUGCACGACGCUCGUGGACCAGUUUGUGUGUAAAUAGCACGCCGACGGACGAUAGACGGAUGGAAGGGGAUGAAAAGGGAGAGUAGAAGAAGAGGGAGGAGGAGGGAGAAGGUAGAUGAAUUUUCAAGGUUUUGUUCAGGAUAAGUUAAAACACACAAAGUUCCAUUUUCUGACCAGUUUCCUUCUCUUCUCCAUUCAUAAAUCUCCUACCUGUGAAUAGCACAUUGAUGGAUAGAUUGAUGGUUGGGAAGGUGGACAAAGGUAAGAGUUUCGGACAACUCUGAUUUUUAUUUUUUCAAUGGAGACUCCUGUUUCUCACCACUCCAUCAUCGCAUCCUGUAAAAUAUCCUGAUCAAAACCCUGAAGGAAGGAAAGGAAGGACAAAAUGGACAAACACAGAAGGACAUCGAGGAUAAACGGACCUAGAAAGUGGACACAGUGUGAUGACAAAGACAUGAGAGAUUAAAUAAAUAUAUAAUUAAAUAAUAAAUAAACAUACAACUCUGAUUGUUAUUUAAAGAGACUCGAACAAACCUUGAGGCACACUUUGGACCCAUAAAACUCAUGUGUUCGGGAAUCCCACAAAUCAUUGCAGUCCUUUUGGAGUUUGAAGCCAUGCGGUGUCUCUUUCAAAGAACUUUUGACCUUUAACCCUGCAAGAGAGAUUCUCGCAUAAGUCGUGCUGACGUUGGCGUACACACUCGCAAUAAGAACACCAGAAAGAAAUGGCAAAAAAGUCCAGUCUGAGGCAGGCGGAUAAGAGCGAGUAGAAGAGGAAUCACAAAGGGAAAAAGUUCAAAUAUAAUGAGGAAGACUUACUUUGCAGCAAAAUUCUGAAGACAGUCUCACAAGCCACACGGCUGAAUUUCCAGCUGUAGAUUUCUGUUUAAAAGUGCAGUAAAAACACUUAAUCUUCAAGUCAAAAAGGACUAACGACUUCCAGUGUAACUACUGCUGUCAGAGCAGAUUUGCAGCACCUGUGACCUUACAAGUGUUUCUGUGCAGGUUAAUGAGGCUCGCCGGGCUGCGGCCAUCUUGGCACCGCGGACGUUUAAACAAGCAGCUCACACACGGCCGGGCGUCCUUCAUCUGACAGUGAAGUGAGCCUCCAUUAGUGAGAUUAAUGUGCCGUGUCUGCCUUAAUGAACCCGCACUAAGAGACACUGGAGUGGACCUCUUCAUCUCAUGUUGUUACGCAACUUGCUAAAGUCAACAAAAAGCCCUGUGGUGACCGGUUUAACAGUUUAUAAUACUGUUAUACCAUGAAUUCUGCAACUCGUAUGGGUCGGGUUGAGAAUAUUUUAAGUGUAUAAUGUAAUCCAAUCGAUAGACGCGGUUGAUAGCAAACAUGAAGAGGACUGAACGUGCUGUGGAAAAAUGAAUGUGUGAGCGUGGAAAAACAGAGAGGACUGCAAUUUAUUACGUGCUACUUAAAAAAAAGUAGUAGAUCAGAAAAGAAGGUAUAUUUUAUUAUUGUUUUUCAUUUUCUAUGUUUUAUACAUGAGUAUUAUUGUGUAUUCUUUUGAUAAAGUAGUCUUGGACAACAA